AUGCCGAUGGAAUCAUCAGAAAAAAGGGCCAAGGUGUCUGGGAAAGGCGCAUGGAAAGUGUGGACACCGGAAGCGUUACUCCGAGCAGCAUUUUCUCAAGCAUCAUCGGCGUUGCGCCAGGUCGCCAGCGAGAUAGAUGGAGCCAGUGCGGCUCAUGUGUUGAGCGCUCGUACUUUUGUGUCUAGUGUGCUUUUGAAGAAGCAAGAAGAAGGCCUUGCACAAGAGCUAGGCAAAGCAAGACAUUGUGCAGUAUCAGAGUCGCACAACCCACCUAAGCUUUGGAUCUUGAACCUGAUGUUCGACGAAACCGAGCUGGAUCUGAGUUUGAAUGGUGAUGGGCCGGGCUCCUGGUCAAUUCUAGCUUCUCAUUCUCAAUUGAGCUUCGGUUCAGCAGGAAGUAUGACAGAACAGGAUUUCAUUCGAGUGCCUCAGGCCCUGCCCCGCAAAACAACUGCAUGCAUGUGGGCAGCAUUGAACCUCGGAGCAGGGGGCCUUGGGCCAGGUAGCUUUUGCACCUUGGCUGACUUUCCAUGUCUGCUGGUGACGUGCGACCAGGCCUCAGCAAAUAUCAAGUUGCUCAAACAUUUGCAUGCAGUUCUGCCUGAGCAGUGUUUUUUUAUCCCUAUGCUUUGUGCUCAACAUAGGAACGGGAACGUGGUUGAGCGAAUUACAAAGCUUUUGGGCAUUCUGCCAGGUUCCUACUGUGUAGCAAAGUGCACCAGUAAAGGCAAAGUGUUCAAGGAUCUGAGGGAAGCUGUCAAGCAACAGAUUGACAAGGAUUUGGUCGUCAUGUCAGAAGAGCAUCCAGGUUUGCAGGCCGAAUGGUCCAGCGCACGCAAGCAAGCAACCACCUUCUUAGAACUUAUGCUGCAAGGAUUGGGCGAUGCCAAACCUGAAGAACGUUCCGGAGUUUCGCAGCGGAUCAAGAAGUUCGUGGACUUCUUCCGCGGCCCCUGGACAGGACCGAGUAUGACUUCACAAGAGCUCAGGCAGCAUGUGGUCGUCAUCACGGACCACCUCGCAUGUGACACCUACGGUGGAGUCGAGGCGAUCAAGUGGGCACGGAACAGCUACAACGACAGGCAUCCUGCCCAUGUCAUCUUGGACCUGACGAAUGAGUUCGGUUCCAAGUUGUGGCUCGGCGGAUCGAAGGCAGGCACCGACACUAACCUGAUGAUCAGGAAUGGAAUCGGAGCGGUGUGGCCUGCGGCCAAGUCGGUCCAGCCGGAUGACACAGCGGCGAUCCGUGUAUUGAGGUACACAGAUGGGACUGGCGUCGUGCACGGCAACGUGAACAUGGAGAGCGUGCUGCAGCAGAUCGACAAUGUGAUCUCCUUGCUGCACCGCGGCGUGUCGGUCCUCAUCUGCUGUGUCAACGGAGCCCAUCGCUCCGCGACACUUGGUGCCAUGACGCUCAUGAACUAUGUCUCCACAUUGCGCAACAUCGUCGACCUGAACAGCAGAGCGCCGCCAUCGCAGUACAGAGUGAACACUAUUCGCCCCAUCGACUUUUUGAUCGAGCACCAAGCAGAGAUCGCUGGUAAAUCGGGGGCCUCAGGCCUGGUCCAGGUCGGCAGCAACCAGGAGAUAUUUCCUUCCACGAGAUAUGCGAACGCCCUCAUCACCCCUGUUCAGUUUCGUCGGCGCUGCAUAGAAAUGGGGUUCGUCCUUUCAGGCAAGGGCAAGCGGACUCGCCAGUCGUUGCCAGGGCCACAGUCAUUGAUAUCGUCAUCGUCGAUGCCGCCGCCGCCCCCGCCCGGUCAGGUGCGGCAGAGUGGCACAAACACGGACUCCUCGUACAUCAACGUUCCGACGGAUGGUUUCAUUACCGACGACUCAGAGAUGCCGCACCCCAAGCGCAUCAGCGAGGAUUCGUCGGCCUCUGGCCAGGUCAGUGCCGCCAGUGCAGAUGAUGAGGCAGUGGACCCACCAGUUAUGGUUGAAAUUGAGGUUGCAGACGACGAAGAGAACGAGGAGUCCACCAUGGAGAAGGCCUGCGAAAAGGGUGCAGCCGAAGCAGAGGAGCCGGAGUCAGACUUUGAGAUGGUGACCUGCGAUGACGAAGGCAAAGUAGCCGAUGUCAAUCCAGAGUCGCCUCCGCAGACGCCCCGUGCAAACUGGACUUCGGAAGACUUUGCACGCCUGGAGACAGUGAUGCGCGAUCUGGGGCACCUGAACCGCCAGCUGCUCUCUUUCAACAAUGCUGAGGUCGAGGAGGAUCAGGCCCAGGCUGAUGAUCAGGCCUCGGCCUCCGGCCCGGUAAGUGACCAGAUCGCAGAGCCAGGGCAGCAAGCGGCGGAAGCGGAUGAGCCAGGCGGCACCAGCGCAGACCCCGUGGAAUCGGACGAGGGGGCCCGGGACGAGGCCUUGGGCCAGGUUGAUGAUGAGCCUGCGACUCCUGCGACGGCCGAGUCCGGAGAGCCGCUGGAGCCCUCCAGUUUGGACCUCGAGAAGACGAUGGAAGCGCUCAAGGCGCAGGCGGCGGAAGGCGAUAAGGACGAGAUGCUUGGGAGGCUUUUUGGGCUACUUGAGACCCAGAAAGUCCAACAGCAGGCUCUAUUGUCGAGACUGCAAUCUCGCCAAGAAAUGGACGAGAGAAAGAACGUCAUCCUCACAGCGCUGUACAAUCGCGACAUGACGCGCCUCAGGGCGGAGCUCCAAGCGCUGACGGUCUCUGACCUCGUCUCAAUCAGAGACGAAGAGGGGAUGACAGUCGCCCAUCAUGCCGUGCGUUUGGGCCUUGGGCCUUGUCUGGAGUAUACUCUCCGGAAAGCCCCGACUCUUGCGGAUGCCGUGACGAACCCCUCAGGUCGCCCAGCGAACUGGACGCCGUUGAUGGUGUUGGUUGAUGCACCACCAGGAUCUUUGGGAGGCACGGACUACGCCUACGACAUGUUGAAGGUCCUGGUUUCCUACAUGAGCGUCACAGGUCUCGUGAAUCUCGGUCCUUUCAAGUCUCCAACAGGGGCGACAGCGUUUCACAUUGCAGCCUCUCGUGGGAACCACCGUGGGCUGCAGAAGCUUUUGUGGUCCCUCUACCACAAGAGUGGUGGUGACAGGAACUCAACCUACGCAUUUGGCCUGGUGACCUCACUCGUCAACAGCCCCGGCUUGAAGCGCGGGCAGGGGGUCGUCGACGCCGCACUCGCGAACAAUAUCGACUUGGCGAUGUAUGUGAAGCGGAAUUGGGGCGGGGUCGAGCUUUUGUCUCCCCCAAGCCGCGGCGGCUAUGCUGCGUAG
This is a messenger RNA of Symbiodinium sp. CCMP2592, 3240 nucleotides long. Lineage: Eukaryota; Dinophyceae; Suessiales; Symbiodiniaceae. The record is from the annotation of a GenBank genome assembly.